Elgaria multicarinata webbii is the source of this 1119-nucleotide messenger RNA. RefSeq names its product beta-1,3-galactosyltransferase 2-like. Gene Ontology annotation, molecular function: N-acetyl-beta-D-glucosaminide beta-(1,3)-galactosyltransferase activity. Gene Ontology annotation, cellular component: Golgi membrane. The record is from RefSeq and is a predicted model, not a curated record. The transcript has a single exon. The coding region runs from base 1 to 1119 and encodes 372 amino acids. NCBI's taxonomy places the organism in Eukaryota, Metazoa, Chordata, Lepidosauria, Squamata, Anguidae.
AUGAAGGUGUUCACAUCCCAAUGGCAGACUUUGCUUACGGGGUUGUUGUUCAUUCUCUGCUGCACAUUUCUAUUCCUUCUUGUUGGUAGGACUGAAAAGGAGUCUCCUGAGGCUUUCCCCCUGCUGCGUGAACUGUCUAACAACCCCCAGAGAAGCCCAGGUCCUUCAGGGGAUCUUCCGAGUGCCCCAGAAUUUGAAUGGGAAACUGAACCUGAGAAGACCAAAGAGACCAGGCACCUUGGCCUGCAGCCUAUAGCACCAGCAGCAGCCACGCGGCAUCCUUUGGCGGUUGCCUACUCCAACAAUUAUAAAUUUCGUCUCAAUGAGCCAAAGAAGUGUCAGGAGAGGAGCCCUUUCUUGGUCUUGUUGGUGAUAACUCAGCCCCAAGAUGUUGAUGGGAGGAAAGCUAUCCGGCAGACAUGGGGCAGUGAGAGCUCAGUGCCUGGUGUCUCCAUCCUCCGCCUCUUUCUGAUUGGUGUCCACCCACGAUUUGAAUAUCCGCUCCAGUACCUUUUGGAAGAAGAGAGUUCCACCUACAGAGACAUUAUCCAGCAGAACUUCCUGGACACCUACAACAACCUUACCCUGAAAACCUUGAUGGGCAUGGAAUGGGUAAGCAAGUUCUGUCCCAAUGCUACAUAUGUGAUGAAGGCAGACAGUGACAUUUUUCUUAAUGUUGACUACAUGGUGUCCCACCUACUUCAGCCCCACCUUCCCCCCAAGAAAGACUACAUGACCGGGUACAUCUACUUGAACUCAAAGCCAAUACGUAACAAAGCCUACAAAUGGUAUGUGCCAUGGGAGGUGUAUCGCAACGACACCUACCCACCCUAUUGUGCAGGCCCUGGGUAUGUGCUUUCUGGGGAUCUGGCCAAGAAGGUCUACCAGGUGGCUCAGACAAUCAAGGUCAUCAACAUGGAAGAUGCUUUCAUGGGAAUCUGUUUGCAUGAACUGGGUGUUCGUGUGGCAGCGAGUCCCUGGGGUCUCUUUAGCAUGGUGAAAAUCAGCUAUGAGAAGUGCCAAUUCUCCAAGCUCGUGGUUGUGCAUCACUAUGGGCCUGAGGAACUGCUGCGGAUUUGGCCUGGCUUUCAGGAUCGGAACGAAACUUGUCACAAUUAA